GCCUUGGAGAGCAAGGGCGAGGCUCUUGCUGUGAGCCUUGAUGUCGCGAAGGCCUUCGACAGGGUCUGGCAUAGAGUACUUCUAUCAAAGCUACCAUCUUAUGGAAUCCCGGAGGGUCUUUGCAAGUGGAUCGCUAGCUUUUUGGAUGGGCGGAGCAUCACGGUCGUUGUAGACGGUGACUGUUCUGAUACUAUGGCCAUUAACGCUGGCGUUCCACAAGGUUCGGUGCUCUCCCUCACGCUUUUCAUCCUGUAUAUCAAUGACAUGAUGUCUAUUGAUGGCAUGCAUUGCUAUGCAGAUGACAGCACGGGGGAUGCGCGAUAUAUCGGCCAUCAGAGUCUCUCUCGGAGCGUGGUGCAAGAGAGACGAUCAAAACUUGUGUCUGAAGUGGAGAACUCUCUGGGGCGAGUCUCCGAAUGAUAUGAUGGAAUGAGAUACCAAGUUCAAUUCAACCCGAUAAAGACACAAGUUUGCGCGUUCACUGCGAAGAAGAACCCCUUUGUCAUGGCGCCACUAUUCCAAGGAGUAUCCCUGCAACAUUCCCAGAGUAUCGGGAUACUUGGGGUCGACAUUUCGAGCGAUGUCCAGUUUCGGAGUCAUUUGGAAGGCAAAGCCAAGUUGGCGUCCAAAAUGCUGGGAGUCCUCAACAGAGCGAAGCGGUACUUCACGCCUGGACAAAGACUUUUGCUUUAUAAAGCACAAGUCCGGUCUCGCGUGGAGUACUGCUCCCAUCAGUGGGCCGGGGCUCCCAAAUACCAGCUUCUUCCAUUUGACUCCAUACAGAGGAGGGCCGUUCGGAUUGUCGAUAAUCCGAUUCUCACGGAUCGUUUGGAACCUCUGGGUUUGCGGAGAGACUUCGGUUCCCUCUGUAUUUUGUACCGUAUGUUCCAUGGGGAGUGCUCUGAGGAAUUGUUCGAGAUGAUACCGGCAUCUCGUUUUUACCAUCGCACCGCCCGCCACCGGAGUAGAGUUCAUCCAUACUACCUGGAGCCACUGCGGUCAUCCACAGUGCGUUUCCAGAGAUCUUUUUUGCCACGUACCAUCCGGCUUUGAAAUGAGCUCCCCUCCAUAGUGUUUCCCGAGCGCUAUGACAUGUCCUUCUUCAAACGAGGCUUGUAGAGAGUAUUAAGCGGUAGGCAGCGGCUUGGCUCUGCCCCUGGCAUUGCUGAAGUCCAUGGGCGAUGGUAACCACUCACCAUCAGGUGGGCCAUAUGAUCGUCUGCCCACAUGGGCAAUAAAAAAAAAACAGAUCAUGGGGUAGAGUUGACAGAGUAGGAAAGCGGCUCCGUCGCGUACUGACUUAAUGUGGGGCCUGAAUGUCACCCCCCGCCCCCUUGUCGAGAGGGACGCCUAAGUACUUAGUCUUCGAAGCCCACGGUAUGGGCUGGCCAAAGAUUUUUAUGGCGAGAAUAGUUAUCGCGCCUAAUUGGUGACGAGAUACUAACAGUAGUAUCGGGAGGGCGACCCCUUUUGAAGAGCAUGCCUGUGCUUUUCAUGGGUUUAUGUCAAUGCGCCACUUUCUGAACCACUGUCCUAAAUUAGUGGCCACGAUCUGGAAUUUACUAUGCAUGAAAGACAUUCCUACUUGAGUAGAGGAGUGCCGUAUUUAACAGGGCUAAGUUGGUCACCGGCGACUUGGGUAUAUCGUUAAUAAACAGGCUGAAAGGUAGCGGGGAGACAGAGAGCUCCCUAGACUCGAUAUCGAAACGAACGGUUCGACAAGAAGUCUCUUAAUAUGAGCAUGACUGGUUACUGGCACGACUUAAGUGUAUAAUCUAUGGGCACGACUAUGACUAUACAGUUUGUAAAUUAAACUGUUGUCAGAGUUUGUCAAACACCUCCGCGAAAUCGAAGAAGAGGGUAUAAGAUAUCGAAGAUUAGCUCUACUAAAAUGUGGUCCGUGAGACGUUACACUUUUGAAUGCACGAGUGUUUCGCACGGAAUUCGAAUUGUUCGUCGAUCAGGAUGCCUUUUGAGGUGUUGAAGUCGGCGUCUGCGUAAAGCAUUAAAAUAGAUGAAAUCAAAAUAAGUGUAAACUUAACUGAGUAUCGAAUUAUCGCAAAAAUAUAGUCCCUGAUUCUUUAUUGGUUGAAAAAUUAAAGCGCGUGGAGCGCGUAAUUUAAAUUCCUAAUUGGAAAUAAUUUUAUGGUUUUUUAUCAAAACUGAAAAAAUCGAAUGUCAAUUUUCAAGGGUGAAAUAUCGAUUCAGAACUAAAUAUCGAUUUAAGAAAUGGCAAAAAAUCGGUUAUUCGAUUAAUCGAUCUCAAAUCGCCAUCCCUAACCUAAAAAUAAUAACAUUUGCAACAUGUUUAAUCCAUUUAAAAAUAUUUUCGUCUCCAAUUUGAAGUACAAUCAAUGUAACAAUUUUCACACCAAUUCGUUACAUCUAGCAUGGACAAAGGCGACUGCACCAAAAUCUUUUAUUCAAAAUAACAAGAAAAUUUAUCCUCCACAACAAAUUGAUGAACCAACUCGACCAGCAUUUGUGUGUCAUCAAAAAACUAAUAUUAAAUACAGCCCAGAUAAGCUUUGGUAUGUAGCCUGUCUCAUACGAGGAAUGACUGUUGAUGAAGCACUAAAACAAUUAAGUUUUGUCAAUAAAAAAGGAGCAUUAUUUGUAAAGGAAGCUGUAUUGGAAGCUCAAGAGAUGGCCAUCAAAGACCACAAUGUAGAAUUCAAAAGUAAUCUUUGGGUUGCGGAAUCGUUUUCAGGAAAAGGUAUGGUGUUUAAAGGUAUAAGGAGACAUGCACGAGGCAGAUUGGGUGAGGUGCGCUAUAAGUAUAGUCACUACUUUGUGAGACUUGAAGAGGGCAAGCCACCUACUGAUUAUUAUAAACGUAAACCAUUACUACCUUCAAAUCAGUUACAAGAUUGGCUAGAACAAAUGAGGAGAAGAAAAAUAACAAACUCUUAUUAAAUUAAUGUACAACAAUAAUUAGAAAUAGAUGUUAACUUUUACUUCAAUAAAUAUAUUCUAUAAUAAAAAAAAAA
Messenger RNA from Bombyx mori (domestic silkworm), 2990 nucleotides. It is a transcript of the gene mRpL22, whose product is annotated as large ribosomal subunit protein uL22m. The transcript is spliced from 3 exons. Gene Ontology annotation, cellular component: ribosome; mitochondrial large ribosomal subunit. Bases 2305 to 2916 code for a protein of 203 amino acids. NCBI's taxonomy places the organism in Eukaryota, Metazoa, Arthropoda, Insecta, Lepidoptera, Bombycidae. The record is from RefSeq and is a predicted model, not a curated record. Gene Ontology annotation, biological process: translation. Gene Ontology annotation, molecular function: structural constituent of ribosome.